Messenger RNA from Striga hermonthica, 453 nucleotides. The record is from the annotation of a GenBank genome assembly. NCBI's taxonomy places the organism in Eukaryota, Viridiplantae, Streptophyta, Magnoliopsida, Lamiales, Orobanchaceae.
AUGUCCGCUUUCAAUACCGUCGGGAAUAUUGUGUUGUCCGGGGACGUUAUGGGGAAGAAGCUCGACGAGGAGAGGAUUAGGAGGAACAUAGCCAAGUAUUUGGGAAGGUUGAUAGCAUUUGCUUCCGGAAUUGUGGAGGAGAGGACUCGGGAGAGGGAAUCAGAAAUCGGAAAGGAAAGGAAAGAUUUGUUAGACGCGUUGCUUGACGAAGGUGAAGUUGACGAGGAUGGGCUCGAUAAGCUUUCAGCUAAGAACAUUGCAAUUGUCAUAUUGGAAAUGUUUUUCGGUGGAACAGAGACGACGAGCACCACCAUCGAGUGGGGAAUGGCUGAGUUACUCCGCCAUCAGAGCUCGAUGGAAAAGAUCCAAGACGAGAUCGACCGGGUCGUGGGGCGUACCCGCAGAGUCCAAGAGGAUGACUUGACCCCAAUGCCUAUUUGCAGGCAACCGUAA